Exserohilum turcica Et28A is the source of this 1785-nucleotide messenger RNA. RefSeq lists its product as uncharacterized. NCBI's taxonomy places the organism in Eukaryota, Fungi, Ascomycota, Dothideomycetes, Pleosporales, Pleosporaceae. The record is from RefSeq and is a predicted model, not a curated record. Bases 1 to 1785 code for a protein of 594 amino acids. Gene Ontology annotation, molecular function: catalytic activity. The transcript has 4 exons.
AUGAAUCUGAAGAUACUGAAGGAGACUAAUGCAAAUCGUCAUCACUCGACGUUCGGCUCAUUCCAACAUGGCACAUACUCAGUUCCUCGGGAAGCACAACGCAUCCUCAAUCAAGGCAUCUUUGAGAACCCACGGCUAGCGCAUAAUGUACCGGAAGGCGCUGCCAAAAUCGCGGCCAGAUCGAUUAAGAUCAAGGGUACGGACAAGCCCAGCAUCCCCAUCAAUUGGCGCUUCGCCGAGAGUGUGGCUGCUCUCAAGGCCUACGAGGCCUCUGUGCUGUCUCUUCUCAUCCGGAAAAAGUACCACACGGAUGCAGGCGAGAUAGUCAUUGAUACCGAUCGAGCAAGCCUCUUCUUUAUGACACCCGUGAUCGCGCAGAUCGUGGGCGAAGAUGGCAAUCGCAAACCCUUAAGCCCUCUCCAUUUUACCCACCAAAACAUUAUACCCAACCAUGACAAGCACGAUAGUAUGGAUAUGUACCGCGGCCUCGCGACGAAUGUCUAUCGCACGAGAGAUGGCCGCUACUUUCAUAUCCAUGGGAGCAUGAAUGCCACUCCAACCCUUGCAGCCCUUGGUCUUCCCUCGCAUGAUCCAUCUCUAAAAGACCGCGCUGCCAUCGUUGACCGUAUUGGCGCUGAAGUGGAAAAGUAUACCGCUGCGGAGAUUGACGAGCUUAUGAACGAGAGGUACAAACAAGCAGGGUGUAUCGUCCUUACUAAGGACGAGUACUUGAACUCUGAGUCCGGCAAGUCCAAUAAAGCGGCGGGCUUUUAUGAGACGAUCAAGGUAGACGACCAUCCCGCCGCGUCCUGGUGGCCCGAAGACGCCUCAAAACCAUCAUCGGCUCGGAUGCCACUGGCUGGCCUCAAAGUCGUGGACCUCACCCGCGUCAUCGCCGGCCCAUCCAUCACUCGAUUCCUCGCAGAGAUGGGCGCGUCGGUCAUGCGUGUUACUGGCCCAGACGUUGCGGAUUUGUCGGCUGUACACCACGACCUCAACUGGGGAAAGUGGAACUGCCACCUUGACCUCGGACGGGACGAGGAUAGGGAGAAGCUGUGGGAGCUCAUUCGGGAGGCAGACGUGGUGGUUGAUGGGUAUCGCCCCGGCGUCAUGGAGCGGCGCGGCUUUGGGCGCGACGCCGUGUUCGACCAAGUCCGCAGGCAGGAUAGGGGCAGGGGCAUCAUCUACGUGCGAGAGAAUUGCUACGGUUGGCACGGGCCGUGGAUACACCGUAGCGGAUGGCAACAGAUCAGCGAUGCCUGCUGUGGCAUCUCCAUGGGCUUUGGGCGAGCCAUGGGGUUGGACGAGGCCGUCACGCCUGUGUUCCCCAACUCGGAUUUCUGUACAGGCAUCCUGGGAUGCGUCUGCGUGCUGCAUGCCCUCAUUCGUCGGGCCGAGAGUGGAGGAUCCUACGGCGUUGAUACUGCCUUGAACAACUACUCCGCCUGGCUCGCUGAGACGGUAGGCAAAUACCCCACGGCUGUGUGGCAGCAUCUAUGGGAACACCACAACAAGCCCGUGUUCUGGCAUAGCGACAAUAUGCAGCGCCUGCUCCCUGUGAUAUUGUUGCUUCUCCACGAGUAUGACGCAUCCAUCCUCUUCAACCCGUCAUUUUUCGAGACACGAAAAGCUGACGUCGUGGGUGCCACCUUCAUCUUCCCUAAACCAGUGCUAAAAUUCACAGACAAGACGGUCCAUCUCAGGUACGAUGUCAGCACCCGGGGCAACGGUGUGGAUGCGCCUGUGUGGCCGGCCGACCUGAAUGACCAAGUGGUGAAGGGCUGA